Messenger RNA from Microthlaspi erraticum, 5634 nucleotides. Lineage: Eukaryota; Viridiplantae; Streptophyta; Magnoliopsida; Brassicales; Brassicaceae. The record is from the annotation of a GenBank genome assembly.
AUGGGAGGAGUUGUCGAUAGUGGAGGAGGUAUCGAUAGUGGAGGAGGUAUUGCUGUCAAAUCAUCUCCGCACCGAGCAGCGAUUGAGAAGGCUCAAGCUGAGCUAAGGCAGGAGUAUGAUGUUCGUGAGGAAAGGAGGAGAGAAUUGGAGUUUCUGGAGAAGGGUGGGAAUCCUUUGGAUUUCAAGUUUGGUAAUGCAACUUCACAGAGCGUCCAGUCUACAUCGCUUACAGAGAAGCAAGCAGAUCAUUUUCAAAAGAGUGAAGUCAAGGAGAGUCUUCCCCGGACAGCCUCGCAACAUGGGGAUUCAGUGGAGAGUAGUGGUCGACCUGGAGUUUCUAUAGUUUCUGAACCCAAUACAGCUGACAAUCUUUUACUGUUUGAUGCUCAAGAUAAGUCACUUGAAGGAGAAAGAAAUUCAAAGUAUCCUAACAAGAGAAGCAGGACUUCAGAGUCAGAACGGUCUUUGAAAGCGAACAAUCCCCGGAAUACCAAGGAAACAGAAGAUUCUGCGAUUUUCCGCCCAUAUGCUCGUAGAAACAGAUCAAAGGUAAACCGUGAUCCAGCACGGUCAAGCUCUACGGAGGUAACUCAGAGUCGCAGAGAAUCUGUGGAUGUAAAGGUUUCCAGUUCCGAAGCAGGAAAGCAUAAGAAUAAGCAUGCAGCUGCGGUACCUUCUCCAAGCUCUGCAACUUCCAACGGUAAUAUGAGUUUGAAAGAUGAAGCCCCAAGCAACUUGUUGAAGACAGAGGAAGAUGGACUGGUUGUACGAGAAAGCACUGCUACAACAAAAACAAGUCCAAUGAAAGAAAAAGUAGAUAUCUCGUGUGGAAAUAGUUCUGCAGAUGUCGCUUCCAGAGAGACUGGUCUUACUGGGGUGAAAGCAGAUGUUGUCUCUGCUACUACAGUAAUAGAUUCUCUCAGUGCUGUAGUGACAGGUAGCCAGGAAACUAACUCCACCCAGUUGAAUGGCCUUGGCGAUCACAGAGAAGAGAAAGAAAGCUCAAAAGAUAGCGCAGCUGUAGGGAAAAAAGGGUUAGAUCAAGAGUCCUCUCAUGCUAACAACAUUGAAGUAGAUGUAGAUACUAAAGUAGGUCUCCAUAGAGAAGACGAAUCUGACUCCAACAGAAUGCAUGUGCAGAGUGUUUCAAGAGAAGAGGGAAUACUGAAUCCGACAGUUACUGAAAUGGCUAAUGCAAAGAGUGAAGAAGAGGCUGGUGACUCUACCAUCAUUGUUAGGGAGCAUAAUUCUGGGACUCAAAGCCAAACGAAAUCGCCCAAAGUCGAAAAUCAAGAUCUUACAACUACAGCUGAGCUGGAUAAUGAAAAUAAAUCUCCUGAAACGGAAAUAAAAAAACAAGAUGACUUGGAGACACUGCAAACUGGCACGAAAGUUACCAGUGAAUUGGCUGAAACUUCCGAUGGCUCUUUGUGCCCUCAAAAGUCUCAGGCAGCUGCAGAAACCAGUACCUGCACAGUUAGUGAAAACGUAUUAUCAGGACCUGGCAUUACAGCUUUAAAACAUCAGGAUAGUUUAGACGGUGGGUCAGGAAUGGUAGAUACUUCGAAGGAGGACUCUAUCCUUGAGGAGGCACGGAUGAUACAGGCAAAGAGACAGAGGAUAGCCGAGUUUUCUUUUGGUACCGUACCAGUGGAGGUCCGUACGAGAUCUCAAUGGGACUUUGUCCUCGAAGAAAUGGCAUGGCUGGCAAAUGAUUUCGCACAGGAGCGUCUUUGGAAGAUGACUGCUGCUAUGCAGAUUUGUCAUCGAGCUGCUUUUACCUCUCAGUUGAAAUUUGAGGAAAGAACUCAGCACAGAAAGCUGAAAAGCUUAGCUUCAACCUUAGCUAAUGCUGUCUUGCAGUUCUGGAGUUCUGUGGAGGUUCCUAGGGAGCAUGAAGAAACAAGCUUGGGAACUGAGGAGGAAACAAGGAAGGAAUUGAAGUGUGAUAGCGGCAAAAAAUGUUCAUCUUCUGGUGUCAGAGAAUAUGCACGCAGAUUUUUUAAAUUCGUCAAAUCUUCUACCCCCUAUCUUCAAGCAGCAGCUCCGUCAACACCUGACAAUAUGUGCGACCCUGGCGUGUUGGAGACAUCUUGGGAUGAUCGGCUUACAGAAGAAAGCUUAUUUUAUUCAGUUCAAUCUGGAGCAAUGGAGGCUUACCGAAGGUCCAUUGAAUCUCAUCUAGUCUUGUCUGAGAAAUCUGGAAGUAGCAUGCAGGAGGAAGUUGAAACAUCAGCCUAUGAUCCCGCAGAAGAUACAGGAUACAAUGGUUACGACGAGGAUGAAGAAGAAACGAGUACCUAUUAUUUGCCUGGAGCUCUUGAACGUAGCAGAUCAUUUAAUUUAGCUCAAAAAAAGAAGAAGAAGUCGAUGAAGUAUCAUUCUUCCCAGUCAUAUGAUUUACCAUACGGUAGCUACCCUGGUGUCUCCAACCCAUUGAUGGGCAAAAGGCCUGCCAGUAAUCUCAAUGUUGGUUCAGCUCCAAUGAAGCGCAUGCGCACUGCUUCCAGGCAGCGGAUUGUCAGUCCUUUCGGCUGUGACACUGUUGGAAAUUUACCUGUGCCCUCAAAGACAGAUGCGUCUAGUGGGGACACUAGUUCUUUCCAGGAUGAGCAAAGUAGUUUGAAUGGUGGAUCUGCGUUUCAAAAAGGCAUUGAGGUUGAAUCGAGUGGCAAUUUUGAGAAGCAGCUACCUUAUGACAUGGCUGAAACAUCAGGAAAACCGAAAAAGAAGAAGGGCUCUGCAUAUGAACAAUCCUGGCAUCAUGAUUCAAUGUUCCAUGGUGAACAGGAGCAGCGGAAGAAGCGACCGGAGAAUCAUUCCAAUAUAAAUGGUCUGUAUGGUUCACACAAGAAGCAAAAGACUACGAAGCAAUCAAUGGAUAAUAAUUUUGACAGUGCUGUUCCUGUUACUGGAUCCAUUCCUUCUCCAGCAGCUUCUCAGAUGAGCAACGCCAACAAAUUUAUGAAAUUUAUUGGGGGUCGGGACAAGGUCAGAAAGACAAAGGGCUUGAAGAUUUCUUCUGGCCAACAAGGAUCUGAAAAUGGAUGGUCACUAUUUGAAGAACAGGCGCUUGUUGUCCUGGUCCAUGACAUGGGCCCUAACUGGGAGUUCAUUAGUGAUGCUUUGAAAAGUACUCUUAAAAUUAAGUGUAUAUAUCGUAAUCCAAGUGAGUGCAAGGAGCGGCAUAAAAUUCUAAUGGAUAGAACUGGUGGUGAUGGGGCUGAUAGUGCUGAAGACUCUGGAAAUUCUCAAUCUUAUCCGUCCACUUUGCCUGGCAUCCCAAAGGGAAGUGCGAGACAGUUGUUUCAACGUUUGCAAGGGCCGGUGGAAGAAGACACACUCAAGUCCCAUUUUGAGAAGAUUUGUUCGAUUGGGAAGAAGUUCCAUCAAAGAAAGAUACAGAAUGAUCGGGAUCCCAAGCAGAUACUACCAGUUCACAAUUCUCAAGUUAUGGCUCUAUCUCAUGUAUUCCCUAAUAAUCUGAGUGGAAGUGUCCUCACGCCCCUUGAUCUCUGUGAUGUCGCAACUUCAGGUCAAGAUCUAUUUUCACUUGAAAAUACAGGUCUUCCGAUGUUGAACCAAGGGACGCCAGCGCCUCCUGCAUCUGAAGCAAAUCCGUCAUUAGCUGGAUCAUCUGGUGUAGCCCUUGGCAACAACUUGCCAACCACACCUGGCCCGACCAGUGCUUCCGCUAGAUUCAAUACUCCUAGAGGAUCUUUGCCACUAGAUGAACAACACCGAAUCCAACAACAUAAUCAGGUGUUGUCCGGUAGAAACCUGCCGCAGCCUUCUUUAGCAACUCCUGGAGCUGUCUCAGGACCUGAUCUUGCGCAUCGCGUUGCCGGUGGAAAUGCUAUGAGUGUAUCCGGAACCAAUAGGAGCACACCGUUGUCAAGGCCUGGUUUUCAAGGAGCGAGCUCAUUGGCAGUGCCAAGCACUGGGAGCAUGCUUGCCUCUGGCAUGGGAGGAAUAUCAAACAGUGGAAAUAUAAACUCUGUAGGAAACUCCACGUUGAGGCCUCGUGGAUCUAUGCAGCACAUGAUGCGGGCUGCCAAAGGGAAUGCGCAGGGGAUUCCAGCUUUGAGUUCUGGAUUUACCAACCAAACAACUCCCCCCGUUCCGGCCUAUCCAGGCCAUCUUUCCCAGCAGCAUCAGCUUUCGCAACCAUCACAUGUUCUUGGCAACUCACAUAACCCUCAUCUCCAGAGUCCUAAUCUUGCACCUGGGGCACAGCAGCAAGCAUUUGCUAUCCGUCAAAAGCAAAUGCACCAGCGCUAUUUGCAGCAGCAGAAGAAGCAGCAGCAGCAGCAACAGUUUCCAGCAUCUGGUGCUAUGACACCAAAUGUGCCAUCACGACCUCAAGUUCCUCCCGUGUCUUCUUCUCCACAAAACACUGCUCAAACGCAACCACUUGCUUCGUCUCAGCCACCAUUGAUGCCUCUGUCUUCAACCUCUCCUAGUAUGACAGCAAUUCCGCAGCAGCAGCCUCAAAAAUCGCAGUUUCCGGUUCAUGGUCUGAGUAGGAAUCCUCAAUCUGGUGUAAACAAUCAAGCUGUAAAACAGCGGCAGCGACAACUUCAGCAGCAAUCUGGAAGACAACAUCCAAACCAACGGCAAACAACUCAAGGUCCGCAGCAGAAUAAACUCUUGAAGGGAGCGGGAAGAGGAAACAUUAUGCCUCAAAGCAUCUCUGUUAAUCCCUCGACCUUGAAUGGUUCUACUAUGUCACCGGGAAUACAGGGUACUGAAAAAGUAGAGGCGACAGUUCAAGCUGUGCCUGGUCAGCCAUCAACCGUCGUGAGCACACAUUCACAGUCUAAACCGCUAAAUCCUACUCAGUAUUCAAGUACUUCCCAAGAGCAGUCAAAGACAUCUCCUGGUUCUCCAUCUCCUUCGUCCCAACGAAAUCCACUGAGGCAAUUAGAAUCAGAUAAUAGCAUACAAGGCGAGAAAUCAGGAGUGGUACCAGGUAACAACAUCUUGCCUACUUCUAGUCCGUCUGAUACACCAGCAGUUGCAAAACCCAACCAUCAACAUUUGCUGCUACACCAGAAGCAGGGCAAUCAAGUGCAACCAACAUCUCAUAGAACCGUUCAUCCAAAUCCUGACUUAUCGAAGAAGUCUGAGGCUGAACAUUCCCCACGCGACCCACAGUCUGUCAUCAAUACCACCCAGACAGCUAGUAUGGGUACAACAAAAGAUAUGCCUCAAGCGAGUGAUAAUUCGAUAAGCACAACUGCAGUUUGUUCUACUAAUGUCAAUUCUCCUCCAAAAGAAGUGAACUUACCAUCAAGCGACUCCUCUGAGCAUAAUGGUUUUGCUAAAGUAAGCAGUUCUAUCACAAAUUCAACUGGGAGCGAUCCAGUAACCGAAAUAGCGCAAGGAUUAGGCAUUUCGUCCGAUGGCUUAGCGGUUCAUAACCAUAAGAGUGAGACAGAGGGACAACAGCAACAGCAACAAGAAUCUCCACCUCUAGCACAAAGGCAACCGCAGUUACCAGAACCGCUGCUUGUUCAAAAUCGGAAACAUAUUCCUUCUGACCUGAAGCAGCAGCCUUAUCUAAAGACGCUGGAAUUAGAAGCAGUCCAUGAAAAUCCAACUCCCAUGCCUCCUGACACAAAGGUGGAAUGA